Molecule: messenger RNA, 1349 nt
Organism: Colius striatus (speckled mousebird)
Lineage: Eukaryota; Metazoa; Chordata; Aves; Coliiformes; Coliidae
Gene: PANX3
Product: pannexin 3
Exons: 5
Coding region: 13-1266 (417 amino acids)
Biological process (GO): positive regulation of interleukin-1 production; monoatomic cation transport
Molecular function (GO): channel activity
Source: RefSeq, a predicted model, not a curated record
CCCCUUGGAAACAUGUCCCUGUCACACACUGCUGCUGAGUACAUGCUGUCUGAUGCUCUCCUCCCGCAUCCCAGCGGAUCCCGAGCCAAGGGCCUGCGGUUGGAGCUGCCGAGCGAUCGCCUCCUCAAGUUCAUCACCGUGGGGCUGCCUCUUCUCCUUGUCUCCUUGGCUUUUGCCCGGGAAUUCUCCUCUGGCUCACAGAUCAGCUGCUUCUCUCCCACCAACUUCACGGGCCAGCAGUCUGCCUACGUCGACACAGCCUGCUGGGAUUCCCUCCUCCACCACGGCUUCGACUCCGAGGGACAUGCCAUCACCAAAUCCCUCUGGGCUCUCAAGGUCUUCCCCUACUCGCUGCUGGUGGUGGCUGUGCUGAUGUACCUGCCCUAUCUGCUGUGGCGUUACGCGGCCGCCUCCGGCCUCCACUCCGACCUCCUCUUCAUCAUCGACGAGCUGGAUAAAUCCUACAACCGCUCUGUGCGCCUGGUGCAGCACAUGAGGAAGGUGCAGCAGGCCAGCGCCGAGCCUGAGCGCUUCUGGGAGGAGUACCAGCGGGCUCGCCAGGAGAGGUACUUUGAGUUCCCCUUGCUGGAGCGUUACUUCGCCUGCAAGCAGCACACCCACUCCCUGGCCUUCAUCUACAUCCUCAGGAACCUGCUCCUGCUCUUGUUCUUAGCUGCCACCUGCCUCUACCUGGUCUUCCUCCACCUCAACAUCUCCUUCCAGGAUGAGUUCAGCUGCUCCAUCAAAACGGGGCUGCUCCAAGCAGAGCCUCACAUCCCCGAGCUCAUUCCCUGCAAGCUGGCCUUCUUCUCCACCUUCCAGAUCAUCAGCCUCUCUGUUGGAAGCAUCUACCUCCUCCUCAUCCCCGUUGUCAUCUACAACGCCCUGCAGCUGUGCCAGUGGGACAAGGGGCUGCUCUCAGUCUAUGAAAUGCUGCCUGCCUUCGACCUCCUCAGCCGCAAGAUGCUCACCUGCCCCCUCAACGACCUCAACGUCAUCCUCCUCUUCCUCAGGGCCAACAUCUCCCAGCUCAGCUCCUUCGGGCGCCUCAACGCCGUGGGAGCCCUGAGGGGGAGCGCAGGUGACAAGCAGGACAUCGACACCGUCGUGGACUUCAUGACGCUGCUGGCAGGGCUGGAGGCCACCAAGGGCAACCCUCCCCGUGCCUGCAGCCCCGCGGCCCUCGGCAACGGCACGGCCCUGGAAACAAAGCCUGGAGUGGAAGAGAUGGGAAAAGCCUCUCGAGACUCACUGGGCUCUGCCUGACCCUGAGGGAUCCUGGGAUCCACUUUGAUCCACUUCCUCUGUGCCACUGUUGCUCCAGCACAUUAAACUCCAGUUUUGCCACA